AUGAGAGUUGACUUUAGAACUACUGGAGGUGUAUUCAAUCUCAGGCGCUUACAAGCCAAAACAGAGGUUUCUAAGAGUCCACUGAGAGAACUCUUGUUUGCUGACGAUUGCGCAUUAGUUGGUCACACAUAUGAAGACAUUCAACACAUUGUCAACUGUUUAGACAGAUCAACUAAACGUUUUGGCUUGAGUGUCAGCUUGAAAAAGACAGAAGUGCUUUUUCAACCACGUCCAGGCUCAAACUAUAACCCUCCUCCAGUUAUGAUUGGUGAUCACCCAUUGUCUUAUGUCAGCAAUUUCAAGUAUUUGGGUAGUUUCCUUUCAAAUAAUGCAACUGUUGAUGCAGAUGUCUCUCAUAAGAUAUCAAAGGCCAGUGCUGCUUUUGGUAAAUUGUGCAACAGAUUCUGGCAAAGGCAUGAAAUCAAACUGACCACGAAGGUUGCAGUUUACAAAGCAGUAGUCUUAUCAGUUCUAUUGUGCGGAUGCGAGUCAUGGACCCUUCUUCGUCGUAACCUCAAAAGUUUGGAGAGUUUUCAUCUGCGAUGUCUUCGCCACAUAUGUGGAAUCCAGUGGACUGACUAUAUAUCCAACACAGAAGUGUUAUCUCGUUGUAACAUCAGUGGCAUUGAAUCUCUUGUUAUGAAAUGCCAAUUUCGCUGGGCUGGUCACAUGUCUCGAAUGCCUAAUGAUAGAAUUCCCAAACAACUCCUUUUUGGUCAACUGGAACAGGGCCAUCGUCAUCAAGGUGGUCCUAAAUUACGUUAUAAAGAUUCUAUCAAGGCUAAUAUGAAAUCCUGUGGGAUUGACUUCCUGCAUUUUGAGAAACUAUCCAGUCAUAGAACAAACUGGAGAUCUCUCUGCCAUUCAUCACUCCAACAGUUUGAAGAAAAUCGUAUUAGACAUCUUCAAGCUCAACGUCAGAAACGGAAAAAAAUUGUUUCUACCAACAAGUCAUUUGUUUGCCAAUCUUGUGGCAAGGAAUGCCGUUCAAAAGCAGGAGUUAAAUCCCACCAGAGACACAGAGGACACUAA
This is a messenger RNA of Corticium candelabrum, 1032 nucleotides long. RefSeq lists its product as uncharacterized. Bases 1 to 1032 code for a protein of 343 amino acids. Lineage: Eukaryota; Metazoa; Porifera; Homoscleromorpha; Homosclerophorida; Plakinidae. The record is from RefSeq and is a predicted model, not a curated record. The transcript has a single exon.